Messenger RNA from Eremomyces bilateralis CBS 781.70, 527 nucleotides. RefSeq lists its product as uncharacterized. The record is from RefSeq and is a predicted model, not a curated record. The transcript is spliced from 2 exons. The coding region runs from base 93 to 413 and encodes 106 amino acids. NCBI's taxonomy places the organism in Eukaryota, Fungi, Ascomycota, Dothideomycetes, Eremomycetales, Eremomycetaceae.
UUGAGAUACGUUGUCCAUAGCUGGACGGGGUACGCAAAUACCGACACUCACUGGGACAACACGACAUGGAUGCUCCAUGAUAAAGUUACGCAAUGGCGACACAACCACCGUUGCCAGAACUCGUGCGCGACUCGAGGCUGGAAACGGAAUUCACAGGGAAUAUCGCCAUCCACCGAACUCGACGCGAGGCUUGGAGUCGGGAAAAGGUCCUUGGCCACGGAGGCUUCGGCUUGGUCUGGUUAGAGCGGCGAGUCGAUGAUGGACUCCUAUCGCGCCGAGAAGCAAUCGCGCUGCGUGCGGUCAAGGAAAUUCAGUUGCACCGGCCGGCUCAAGCUGGUCUCGACUAUGUGCGUGAGCUGCAGGCGUUGGCGAAGUUUUCUCAGGAAAAGUAUAGUUACCGACUUCUUUAUUAAAUCCUAUGGCUGGUUUACUAGUCAGGAAUCCCUGUUUAUCACCAUGGAAUAUUGCGAAUACGGAGACCUAAAGAAGUACCUUGCCCGCCAUGGCAGUCUUCUCGAGAUCGAGGU